Messenger RNA from Dibothriocephalus latus, 189 nucleotides. The record is from the annotation of a GenBank genome assembly. Lineage: Eukaryota; Metazoa; Platyhelminthes; Cestoda; Diphyllobothriidea; Diphyllobothriidae.
AUGUUAGAUGGGCGAAUCACGGAUCGAGUUGAGGCUGAGGCUCUGUCCUAUCGUCGAAACUACAUCGACAUCUACUCAGGAAGCUGGGGUCCCGAUGACACGGGUGUUAUCUACGAGGGCCCCGGAACGUUGGCCUCUGAGGCCUUCCAAGUGGGCGCUACCAAGGUUAGCUUAUUACUAUUUUUAUAA